CUAACAAGUGCUCGCUAAUUAAUAAUCAUCUGAAGUAACGUGUAGUUUAAGACCUCCUCAUAUUGGCUUGGAACUAAAGUGCCUGGCGAUCUUGUCGGCAUGUGCGAUAAUGAAGAUGAUCUCUACCGGGAGCGCCUCCCAAACGUUUGCGGGUCGGUGGGUUCCAAGGCCCGAACUUGCUGCAGCAUUAGCACCGUUCACAAGUACCUGCCCGUCACCGACUGGCUGCCCAAGUACCAGUGGAGCUUUCUCCCCAUGGACCUGGUGGCGGGUCUGACUGUGGGUCUCACUGCCGUGCCCCAGGCCAUUGCCUACGGAGCGGUGGCCAAUCUCCCACCCGCCUAUGGCCUCUACUCGGCAUUUAUGGGAGGAUUCGUGUAUAUUCUUCUAGGAACAUGCAAGGACAUCACAGUGGGCCCAACUGCCAUCAUGGCUACCAUGGUGCGUCCGUAUGUGGAUGGUGACCCAGCUUAUGCGGUGCUACUCUGCUUCAUGUCCGGUUGCAUAAUAUUCGUAAUGGGCCUCCUGAAUCUGGGAGUUCUGAUGCGAUUUAUCUCCGUGCCGGUGACAACGGGCUUCACCAUGGCUGCUGCCAUCAGCAUUGCCACCGGCCAGGUGAACAGCCUUUUUGGCAUCAGCUCCAGUUCGAGUGGCUUCCUCAACAGCUGGAUAUACUUCUUCGGGCACCUAUCCCAGAUACGAAGAAAUGAUGCUAUUCUUGGGUGCUGCACUUUGGUGCUCCUACUCCUGAUGAGGCAAGUCAAAGACCUUCCUCUGCCAUUUAAAAGUGUCUUGAAGUACAUUUCCCUUUCCCGCAAUGCUGUGGCGGUGGUCAUAGGAAUCCUGCUCUGCUAUCUACUGAAAAAGGAUGGUGUCUUGCCGUUCUUGGUCAGCGGCACCAUCCAACCCGGUCUUCCGCCGUUCAAGCCGCCUCCAUUUCAUACGGAAGACCCCACCACCGGAGCACCAAUAAGCUUUGGUGGCAUGAUUUCAAAUGUUGGAUCUGCAUUGGCGAGCAUCCCAUUGCUUUCUAUUCUGGAGAGCAUUGCAGUGGCCAAGGCUUUCUCAAAGGGAAAGGUGCUGGACGCAUCCCAGGAGAUGAUUGCCUUGGGAGUCAGCAAUAUCCUAAGCAGCUUCUUCUCAUCGAUGCCGAUCACUGGCUCUUUCACGAGGACGGCCAUUAAUAAUGCCAGUGGUGUGAAGACACCUCUAGGGGGCGCAGUUACAGGAGCCAUUGUCCUGAUGACGCUGGCGUUCCUCACCUCCACCUUCGCCUACAUUCCCAAAGCCACCUUGGCGGCCAUCAUCAUAGCAGCCAUGUUCUUCAUGGUGGAAUACGAGACCAUUGGGGAGAUCUGGCGGGCAAAGAAACGCGAUAUGCUUCCGUUUCUGGUAACAGUGUUCACCUGUAUAUUUUGGACUUUGGAGUACGGAAUGGUGGUGGGCAUUGUUUUCAACGCCCUCUUCCUGCUCUACAAGAGCAUGAAGCCCCAGUUCCACUUGGAAAACGAAAAGUAUAAUGGAAUCGAGUUGACUGUGGCCGACAUCAAGGGCAGCGUAGACUAUGCGGCAGCCGAAUACUUGAAGCUGGCCAUUGUCUCGCACGUGACAAAUCAAAAAGAUACUGCCGCUGCUCCCACACUGGUGGUGAUUAAGGGUCACGAGAUUGCCUCAAUUGAUACCACCGUAGCACUGAACCUCAAAUCGCUUCGAGAAGAUCUGGCCAUGCUGCAGUGCGACCUGGUGUGCUGGAAUUGGAGCAUUCCGGCGGCGGGAGUGAUUUGCCGCAUGGACAGAAAGCUGCGCAGCAUGUUUAAGUUCUCGAAAAGCUUCGCCGAUCUAAUGCAAAUAAUAGCAGACGAAGCGCAAGAAUCGUGUGCCAGCAUUGCCGUCGAGUUGAGUCAAUAAAGUGUAUUCUUUUGUCUUGUCA
Molecule: messenger RNA, 1930 nt
Organism: Drosophila bipectinata
Lineage: Eukaryota; Metazoa; Arthropoda; Insecta; Diptera; Drosophilidae
Product: sodium-independent sulfate anion transporter
Biological process (GO): transmembrane transport
Cellular component (GO): plasma membrane
Molecular function (GO): sulfate transmembrane transporter activity
Source: RefSeq, a predicted model, not a curated record